AUGUCGUCGCCCGUCAGGCCGCACGAAAGGCGCACGAGCGGCAACUCGAGUGAUCGCCCUCACUCGUCCUCGAGCGAAACUGACGACCAGAUCCACCCCGCAGGCCCCCUGCCGUAUCACAACUAUGGCGGCUACGAGAGUCGCUCGAGCACGCUCACCCCGAGCAGUCUCUCACCCCACGAUCGCGCUUCUUUGGUGUCUACGCCGGGCAACGAGACGCCCAUAGCUUGGGAUCGCACCGCAACAAACACCCCCACUGGCGACGAGAAGAGCGCCAGUCUCUCGGAAUUCAAGGCGGCCAAGGACUCGGCUGGCGCCGUCGGGAGCGGAAUGGUCAAGGAGGAAAAGAAGCCUCGCGCAGACCAGCCUGCCAAGACGCCUGCGAACGGCUACCUCGAUUAUGCCGAUGGUCUCCGAGGUAUUGCCAUGAUCUUGGUGUUCAACGGUCAUUUCAUCGACAACACCUUCGUCGCAACACACCCAGGCACCAUUCAGAACGGUACGCCCGUCGGUAUCCUCAGGAGCCCCAUGGGUUUGGUCCUCUUCUACAUGCUGUCCGGUCGUCUCAACGCCACGUCGUAUUUCCGCAACAAGUCGCUCGGUCGAGCAAUCAGGUGGAGCGUUCUCCCAGAAGCAAUGGUGCGCCGAGCCAUCCGUCUCUUGAUCGUUGGUGCCGUGUGGCUCAUCAUUCAGAAGGUCGAAUGUGGCACCCACGCCUUCGAUCAAACCGUCAUCGCUGAAGGUUGGCUGCAGAGCGGCAACCUCGGCUAUCCGCAGUGGUGCAACGUCGACUUCAACAACCCGUCUCCUUAUGCAUCGGACUGGAAUAUUUCCACUAGCGUCGGCGACAUCGUUGUAGGCCUCCUGCGACUGGCGACCAACCGCGACUACUUGCAGCAGCUGCUCAACACGUCGAUGCUCUGGUCGAUCGUGCCUCAGCUCUGGGGUAUGCUCUCGGUGCUCAUGCUGCUGCCUAUCGUCAUGUUCCUGCGACCCUCGCGUCGAUUCGUGCUCUACGCUCUGCUGCUCAUCUUCCAGGGCUACACGUACAACCAGAACAUCACCUUCACCAUCGGUGCCGUGGCAGCCGACCUCAAGGCCUCGGGGUACAUCAAGAAGUUCAAUCAGAAGUCGCGUCUCGCUUUCCUUGCCACCGAGGUAGCCAUGGCUGCUUUCUUCAUCGGCACGUUCUGCUACAACCCCAUCGCCGUCGGCAUCGACCGCGGUCUGUCCAAGGUCACAAACCGAGAUGGAACGCUGGGCUACGACAUCACCUCCUUCACUGCGGGUCGCAUGCCCAGCUAUGUCAUCCUCGCCGGUGUCCUCUACUUCUGGCUCGAGAUGAGCGUGGUGCUCCAAUGGCUGAUCGGCAACUGGGCCUUCAAGGCGCUCGGUCGUGUCGCGCUCGGCUUCUACGUGUGCCAGAUGUCCAUCAUCUACGGUGUCAUGCCGCACCUGGUCAUCAUCUUCCGUGACAAGGGCUACAGCUUCUGGAGCAACAUGUGGAGCACCUGGGCGAUCACCUUCUUCACCGCCUACGUGGUCGCCUGGAUCAUCACGCACACGCUUGAUAAGUGGGCUAUGCAGUUUUCCGACUGGUUCGCGAGCACGAUUGUGCGAAACGACACGGCAACGACGCUGCGCAUGUCCGCAGUCAACACCGCACGCGCCGUCGUGUUCGGUCCCCCAGCGAUUGCCCGUGCCACUCCCGGAUGGUGUCGCAACAAGUGGGCACAGACCAAGCACUUCUUCUGGGUCCUCUUCCACUGGCGCACCAUGGUUGAGGCGCCUGCCCCGCCUUCGCAUCCUAUGGAGGUCGGCCUGCAGAUGAACCAGCUCCACUCGACGCUCUUCGAUGCGGACAUCUCGGACGAUGAGCAGGCCGUGCGAACGCGAUGGAUGCUGCGAGCCCUCUCCUUCCUGGCGCCCGUUCAGGUCCUCAUCAUUCUCGGUCUCGGCUUCAUCUGGAUGUGGUUCAACCCCUGGGCCGACUACAUCCUCGAUGGCUUCGCCGACUUCUCCACGGUGUGGCGUCUGCUCUGGGCGCUCGCCUUGCCCUACUGUAUCAUCACGACUCUCGGAUUUGCCACGCCGGAUAUCACGCGCACGACGGAGCAGCUCAAGAAGAAGCCGGUGAUUCGCGAGCAUAUCCACCGUCUCUUUAUCGUGUCGGUGACGCGAGGCUCGAACCCCGAUACGACCCGACGAGCUCAUCUGCACCUCAAAAAGCUCGAGAAGUACCAUCCCGCCGUGCGCGCGAUUGUGCUGACCGACGAGCCGUACUACUACCCCGACCUGGACAACGUCAUGACGCCAAAGUCGUACAAGUCGCCGCUGGGCAAGGCCAAGCACAAGGCCAAGGCGCUCGACUACUUCCGCUCGUCGAUGGGCCUGACGCCGUACGACUGGGUGCUGCACAUGGACGAGGAGUCGACCAUGGACGCCGAGUCGCUGCGCGGCUGCUUCGACUUCAUUAGGUACAACACCGCGCACAUCGGCCAGGGCAUCAUCAUCUACAACGGCAAGCGCGAGACGUACUGGGGCAACUGGUUCUUCGCCGUCGCCGACUGCAUCCGUAUCGGAGACGAGCUCGCGCGAUUCUCGCUGCAGGGCAACAUUAUCAAGCGGCCCGUGUUUGGCGUGCACGGUUCGUUCCUGAUGAUCAACGGCGAUGUGGAGAAUAGGGUCACCUGGGACUUUGGCUCGCUCGCCGAGGACUUUGAAUUCUCGCAAGCGGCGUGGUCCAAGGGAUUCACGCUGGGCCGAAUCCACGGAGUGGUGCGCGAGCAGUCUCCGGAAGGCUGGAUGGACUUUAUCAAGCAGCGUCGUCGCUGGUACAUGGGUAUUCGCGGCAUCAACGGUCUCUUCUUCCUGCCUCAGAUCGCGAUCAAGCUCUGGACCGCCGGUAUCUUCUGUCUUGUGGCGACGCUUAUCAACAUUCCUUUCUCGCUGCUGCUCGAGUGGUCGGGGCCGACGCCGAGGUGGCUCUACGUCAUCUCGUGCUUCUGCUUUGGCAACUUCUACUGGCUCUACUACUCGGGUCUCUUCUUCUCGGAGAUCGACUACGGCUACGAGUGGCACCAGAUGUGGCAGGUCCCUGUACAUGCCGUGGCGCUGCUUAUUCUGCAGCCCAUCAUGGCGUUUGUAGAAGGCAUGGCCGUCGUGUAUGCCAUGUCGACCGAAGAUGGAGAGGUGGGCUUCCAAGUCAUCAAGAAGUGA
Molecule: messenger RNA, 3219 nt
Organism: Moesziomyces antarcticus
Lineage: Eukaryota; Fungi; Basidiomycota; Ustilaginomycetes; Ustilaginales; Ustilaginaceae
Product: family 2 glycosyltransferase
Exons: 2
Coding region: 1-3219 (1072 amino acids)
Cellular component (GO): cytoplasm
Molecular function (GO): beta-1,4-mannosyltransferase activity; acyltransferase activity, transferring groups other than amino-acyl groups
Source: RefSeq, a predicted model, not a curated record